This is a messenger RNA of Lineus longissimus, 6109 nucleotides long. Its product is annotated as phosphatidylinositol 4-kinase beta-like. Gene Ontology annotation, cellular component: membrane; cytoplasm. The record is from RefSeq and is a predicted model, not a curated record. The coding region runs from base 273 to 3065 and encodes 930 amino acids. Gene Ontology annotation, biological process: phosphatidylinositol-mediated signaling; phosphatidylinositol phosphate biosynthetic process. Lineage: Eukaryota; Metazoa; Nemertea; Pilidiophora; Heteronemertea; Lineidae. Gene Ontology annotation, molecular function: 1-phosphatidylinositol 4-kinase activity. The transcript has 12 exons.
AAAAUUUGGGAUAAUUUCUGAGAUUGUAGAAUACGUGUUCUUAAAAAGUUGCUCUAAUAGUAGGAUCUGGAUAUUGUCAGGAAAUUUUUUUUUGGCCUGUUCAGGAUUCGGUUCGGAAAUAAUGUCAUCCUGAAACUCAUAUUGAGGAAUCUUGACUGCAUCCACUGAAAAUCUAGUCACAACGCAAUAAAACGCAGACCAACGAGAAAUCAUCAAAUCUUCACAAGGCCAUCAGAACCUUUGUCGUUAAACGUCGGAUAUAAAUCGCAUAAAUGGUUAAAUUAUACGGCAAGAUAUUAAAGAUGUCGUCAGAUUUAGUAAACGGAUUGGAGAACAUGGAAAUUAAUCAUAAUAACUGUACGGGGCCCGGGAAUACCGCGCCACCGGGGAAGAUCAAAUGGGAUUGCCGCCGAGGAAGUGCCGGCGUGCACGUGCCAUUCCGCAUAAUUGAGGAGCCGUGUGCACACGAGGAAGGAGAGGAGAAUUCCGAAAACGGUUGCGGAAAUUGUCAAUGCAAAAAUUUCGAUGUGAAAAAUUUAAAAAAUGGUUUGUUCCCGCAUUCGAUAAUAAUGGACAUGCACGGGGCGUUGAAUGGACACGUGGAAUUGAACGGACGGGAGAGUCCGGAAUUGCGGUCCGACCCGGAAUCGUUAGAACCGGAUUCGCCGUUACCGCCCACCGUCGAACAAAUACAAAGUCACCACGACCAGGACGUCAAAAUUUUAUUAAAAAGUCCCGUGAAACAAAAAUUGGACCCCAAAAAUAUGGACUUGAGUUUAGGCUUGGGAUUGAAUCGAAUCGUAGUCGGCCCCAAGGACCGACCCGACGGACCUCUUUCCGACUCCGCCGCAGAAAAGCGGGCGCAGCGGGAACAAAACGCCACAACAGCGAAACAGUCAUGGCUACUGCGAUUGUUCGAAUCGAAACUUUUUGAUAUGUCAAUAGCGAUCACGUAUUUGUUCAACUCGAAGGAGCCUGGUGUGUUGACGUAUCUCGGAAACAAACUUUUCAGCUUCGAUCCGGACGAGGUUGACUUCUACUUGCCACAGUUACUAAAUAUGUACAUUCACAUGCACGAUGUGGCAGAGGCUAUACAUCCUUACAUUAUUCACAGGUGCCGGACGAGUGUAGAAUUCUCCGUUAUGGCUUCCUGGCUCCUUGGUGCUUACUCCGACUACCCCAAGGCCAGCUCGAAAACAAAGGGUCUCAAACUCCGAAAGAUGAUCAUGUCGGAAGAGCUGAGACCGAAAGAUAAGCUGCCUACUAGUCCUGGUACCCUUCCUAGUCCAACGAUACCCACCAGUGUCCUCUCACCAAACAAGAAGAUACAUCACGUACGAGCGCACUCCGAUGUGACAGGAGUCCCACAGGUGGCGCUCAGUGCGCCGCAAGGACACCACCUCAAACGUUGCCAGAGUGCCGUCAAUGCGAACAGCAAGGCCCUUUGCGGCGACUUGACGAGCGGGCGGGCGUUCGACAACGGGUGUACGUGCUUCGACUCCGAGGAAGGUGUGCUGAGCGACCUCAAGGGAAUGUCUAUUGAGUGCCAUUGCGGGGCGCCCAGACUGAGCCCCCAGCUGGAGUUCGUCCGAGCCCUAAUGAACAUCGGCAAGCGACUCCAACAAUUGCCAACAAAAGAGCUAAGAACUGCCAGACUGAUCGCCGAACUCUCGAUGCUGAACCUCAACCUCCCCGCCAGGGUGUGGUUACCCGUCCAUGGGAACAAGGCUGGUUGCCACGUGGUGCGGAUUCCCCACACGCAGGCCGUGGUGCUCAAUUCAAAAGAAAAGGCCCCAUACUUAAUCUAUGUCGAGGUGUUGGAAUGUGAGAACCCCCAUGCUGCACCAGUGCCAUCCAAAAUCUUAGAAAACACGUUACGAUUUACGAAAUCGGAAGAGGACCUGACGCAGAUGUACAUACGCGGAGACCACUCACCACCACCGUGUAUCACCUUCGGAAAUAACGAAUUUGACGACGCGGAUUGCUGGUCACAGGAAGACGAUGAGAUUAUUCAGUUUGCUGCCAAGAACCGUCAAUGUGAUACGAUAUCCCAGUUUUCUACCGAGAGCUCCACCAGCGGAGAUAGCAAAGAGCCCGUCUACAUCGCGGCCGGUGACAUCCGACGGAGACUCUCAGAGAACUUACAAGCGCCGAAUUCAAAGACGACAUUUAAGCGUGAUCCGGAGGACCCCUCUGCUGCUGCCCUUAAGGAGCCUUAUGAAGACAAGAUGCAGCGGAUACGAGAGUCGUCACCGUACGGUCACAUGCCCAACUGGCGCCUGUUGUCCGCCAUCAUCAAAUGCGGCGACGACCUCCGACAGGAGUUACUGGCGUACCAAGUUCUCCGCCAACUUCAAAACAUCUGGGAAGAGGAGAAAGUCCCAUUGAAAAUCCAACCGUACAGUAUCAUUGUGACGUCGCAGGACAGCGGAAUGAUCGAGCCGAUCCUAAAUGCCGUAUCCCUCCACCAGAUCAAGAAGAACAGCAAACUCUCACUGCUGAACUACUUUAUCCGGGAAUACGGUCCCACGAAUAGCGAGGAGUUUUUGAAUGCUCAGCGAGCGUUCGUCCAGAGCUGUGCUGGGUAUUGCAUCGUCAGUUACCUCAUGCAGGUCAAGGAUAGACACAACGGUAACAUUCUGUUGGACGCCAAGGGUCACCUGAUUCACAUCGACUAUGGCUUCAUCCUGUCGAACUCUCCGGGCAAGAAUAUGGGCUUCGAGAACUCGCCGUUCAAAUUGACGCAUGAAUUUGUUGAGGUGAUGGGAGGGCUCGGUAGUGAUAUGUUCGAGUACUUCAAGAUCCUGAUGUUGCAGGGCUUCCUGGCGUCACGCAAACACAUGGACAAGAUAAUACCUCUUGUGGAGAUUAUGCAGACAGGUUCCACGCUUCCAUGUUACGGCAAAGGCAUCAGCACAAUCCGCGCCCUGAAAGACCGGUUCCACCUGAACCUCACCGAGGAGCAGUUGCAGCUGCUGGUCGAGGGCAUGGUUGAGACUAGUCUACAUUCCCUCACGACCAAACUCUAUGACGGUUUCCAGUAUUUCACAAACGGAAUCUUAUAGUCGUUGCUCGAAAUGAUCUAGACUCCUCUGCUGUAUCAUGAAUGCUCUGCUGUAUGCUGUACUUUGAAAAGGACACUCAGUACCCUGCUGUACACUGUACUUUGAUAAGGACACUCAGUAUUCUGCUGUACGCUGUACUUUGAAAAGGACACUCAGUACCCUGCUGUAUGCUGUACUUUGAAAAGGACACUCAGUACCCUGCUGUAUGCUGUACUUUGAAAAGGACACUCGGUACCCUGCUGUACGCUGUACUUCAAAAAGGACACUCAGUACCCUGCUGUACGCUGUACUUUGAAAAGGACACUCAGUAUUCUGCUGUACGCUGUACUUUGAAAAGGACAUUCUGUACUCUGUACUUCAAAAGAUCACAAGUUGCCCUACUUGGACAAGACAUUCGGAAAGCUGAUAUUCUCUGCACUUUGGACAGAACUGUUCGUUGUGUUUGAAUGGAGAAGUUUUGGAACUCUGCCGUAUUAUCUUAAAAAUCUUCUGCUAUGCUUCCUCAAAAAAAAUUUUAUGUGGUAAAAAACUGGAUGAAAUUUCAUAAAACAUCAAGACGAAAAUUUAAAUUUUUUUUCUCACUAAUCAUGAAGUGAACGGAUGUGAAAUUUUGCUGUCCGCGGUAUCAGUUGAAAUUAGUAAAAAAAAAGUUCACCUGAACCCGGCAAACUUCUGACAACGUAUUCACCGCUUCUGAAAAAACGUAACUAAACCUAGUAGAUUUUAUUUUAUGCUGUAAAUACCUUCUAAGUUAUAGGCCUAUCGUUUCGACAUAUUUCUUGCAAUGCUAUUUAGAUAUUUCUUGCUGGUAAAUAAAUUACUCGCAUUUCUUGAAUUAUACCAAAAGAUAUUGGAGAUCGAAUUUUUUUAUAUGUUACAACAUUUUGGGAUAGAUUAUCAAAACAUUAAAUCUAAAAUAACAUGAGUAAAAUAACCAAAAAAAGGAAAGAAAAUACUACAUAUAUUUGAUAAAAUCAACAAAUUUGAAGUCACAUGAUACCAUGCUGAUAGAAAAUGCUGAGUGCUUUUAUCUGUCGACAGACAGGUUGUUCCAAAAAAAUUCACAAGGGAGUUUUGGAUACUCUUGGGAUAUGCUCUGCUUCAAAUUCUUAAUAUUCUUAAAAGCUAACCUCAACCAGUUCAGAAGGAGUGCCAUGCAUGUAUGCUACUAAAUUCAAAGUAAAUAAUUUGAGGUAUUGACGGUGUUUCAAACUAAACGAUAAUUUUUUCAGAGAUGCCCUGUAUUCCAGUGUUCUUCACAGUGUUUUCUCAAGGUAGGGUGGAACACUUGUUUAUUCAAGAAGUUUUGCCAGUGUGCCACACAAGGUAGGGUUGCCAGCAAUAUUAGGUAGGGUGGGCCCACAUAAACCCUUUGAAAAAUUCUAGAGCAAGGGGGGGGUGGUAUUAUAAAGCUGCCAAGGUAGGAUGGGCCGCCCUGAAAUACGCCUUGUGGUGAAUACUGGGUAUCAUGAGUCGGAAUGGAAUACAUUGCAUUUGUGACGUAAGGGCAAGUACACAUAUGAAUGAUUAGUGAUUGAAUAUUCAUGCAUACGCUAUUGAGAUUCAAAUUGUUCAUGAAUAUUCAUAGAACCUGCUAUAUAGUAUUCUUGUAAAUCUUUGUAAAAUAAAUGCGUUACAAUCUGGCUUGUAAAUUAUUGUAUGAUAUAAAUCGCUGUCAUCCCUAUUCUUCAGAAAUGGGACGUCCUUCUUCCAUUAAUGGACUGUCCUAUUCCCCAGCAAUGGGGAUGUUAAUAUGUAAAUUUCAAACUAUCACUACCACUGUUCAGAAAUGGACUCUUCCACCGAUUGAUCUGGACCAAUCCAUUCACUUUAUAGGGUUGUCCGUGUGUAAAUAGGCUGAAUAUCAGUGACUUUUCCUGAAAUCUCGUUUCAAGUUUCUUGAUUUUUGAUACGCUGGAAAUUUCCAGCAAUUUGGGUAGAAACAAGAAUGGUAAGAACUAAUCCUUGUGAGACAUUUUACGAAUCUUGUGUCAAGAUUUUUAUACUGGUAUAAAGGGGAUCGUCAGGUAUUUUUAUACUGGUAUAAAGGGGGAUACUACAUGCAUGUUGAAACGUACUAAAAAAGAAAUUAACGCCUAAUAUCAAGGUUGUACAUUUCCAAGAUAAUACUCAGUGGGCAAGCACAAAAGCGAACAAGUACUGGUUGUCAUGGUGACCACCUUGGUUGCUAUGGUGACCAUAACCAUUUGUAAGAAAUGAAUGAGUUUUGAUUCCGUAUAUUCUACAUAUCUGUGUAUGGCUAAUGGAAAUGUACCAUUUGUGCUGGGUGGGGGAAAUGUUGGCCCACCUGAUUUCCUAUUCAGUCAGGUCUCUUCCUUGAAAUUCUUGCCAUGGUUGCUAUAGAAACAGCUACCAUGGUAACAGUUUCUAUGGUGACUAUAAAAAAUCAAACAGAUUUUUUGGAAUUGUCAUGUUAGGAGGCCUACGGCAUUAUACUGGUAGAACAUUCUUGAAAAUUGAAACUCUUUGAAAAAGAAUUUGUUAAUUAAGUAUUCUGGUCAUUUUCAUGGCUAAAAAGGCUUGUACCUUGUCCCCAUAACUAUGAAUUGUGUAGCUCUAUAUGUAGUGUCUUCUUAUGAAAGAGGCUUAUUUUGACUGGGUUCGAGGUUGAACCUAUACUUUCAGAUUGAAGAAAAAUGAGAUUGAAAGUUUUUUUAAUUUGAACCUUUUCAAGAUUAAAACGUUUGCUCUAAAUUACCCCUUAAAGCAAAUAUGGACUGUUCCAUUUCAAAGAAUUGCUGUCUGUUUGGAUUGAUCCAUUGUUUGUUUUGAUGGGUUCCGUUCCAGGGCAAUAUGACUCAGAGGACAGAAGUCAACCAUCUGUAGAUAACAAAUGUUCCAAUUACCCCUGGAAGCAAUUAUGAACUGUUCCAUCUCUAUGUAUUGCUAUAUGGUGGAAUAUUCCAUUGUGUUUUCGAGGGGUUCCAAGUUGAUUUGACUGGAAGUCAACAUUUCUGUAGAUAAUAAUCAAUCGGUAUGAUGAAAGGUUUUUAAAAUGUAAUAAAAUCAUAAGUUACAAAGAA